GGGAGCGGGCGAGUAGGAGGGGGCCCCGGGCUAUAUAUAUAGCGGCUCGGCCUCGGGCGGGCCUGGCGCGCAGGGAGGCGCGCACUGCUCCGCAGGGUCCCAGCUCCAGCCGCGCGCUUUACGCCCGGCUCGCCGCUCCAUGCAGCCGGGGUAGCGCCCGGCGCCCGGGGGCCCCGUCGCUCGCCUCCCGCUCCUCCUCGGCUACGCAUUCCCGCACGAGCUCGGCUGUGCGCUCCCGCGGGCCGCCACAGGCGCAGCUCUGCCCCCCAGCUUCCCGGGCGCACGGACCGCCUGACGGACGCACGGCCCUCGGGCCGGGAUGUCGGGGCCCGGGACGGCCGCGGCGGCGCUGCUCCCGGCGGUCCUGCUGGCCUUGCUAGCGCCCUGGGCCGGCCGAGGGGGCGCCGCCGCACCCACCGCACCCAACGGCACGCUGGAGGCCGAGCUGGAGCGCCGCUGGGAGAGCCUGGUGGCGCGCUCGUUGGCGCGCCUGCCGGUGGCAGCGCAGCCCAAGGAGGCGGCCGUCCAGAGCGGCGCCGGCGACUACCUGCUGGGCAUCAAGCGGCUGCGGCGGCUCUACUGCAACGUGGGCAUCGGCUUCCACCUUCAGGCGCUCCCCGACGGCCGCAUCGGCGGCGCGCACGCUGACACCCGCGACAGCCUGCUGGAGCUCUCGCCGGUGGAGCGGGGCGUGGUGAGCAUCUUCGGCGUGGCCAGCCGGUUCUUCGUGGCCAUGAGCAGCAAGGGCAAGCUCUAUGGCUCGCCCUUCUUCACUGAUGAGUGCAAGUUCAAGGAGAUUCUCCUCCCCAACAACUAUAAUGCCUACGAGUCCUACAAAUACCCGGGCAUGUUCAUCGCCCUGAGCAAGAAUGGGAAGACCAAGAAGGGGAAUCGAGUGUCGCCCACCAUGAAGGUCACCCACUUCCUCCCCAGGCUGUGACCCUCCAGAGGACCCUUGCCUCAGCCUCGGGAAGCCCCCCGGAGGGGAGUGCCGAGGGCCACCUUCGUGCACUUUCUUCGGAUGAAGAGUUUAAUGCAAGAGUAGGUGUAAGAUAUUUAAAUUAAUUAUUUAAAUGUGUAUAUAUUGCCACCAAAUUAUUUAUAGUUCUGCGGGUGUGUUUUUUAAUUUUCUGGGGGGAAAAAAAGACAAAACCAAAAACAAAAAACCAACUCUGACUUUUCUGGUGCAACAGAGAAUCUUACCACUGGAUUUCUUUAACUUGU
Cercocebus atys (sooty mangabey) is the source of this 1224-nucleotide messenger RNA. RefSeq names its product fibroblast growth factor 4 (gene FGF4). Gene Ontology annotation, cellular component: cytoplasm. Bases 320 to 940 code for a protein of 206 amino acids. NCBI's taxonomy places the organism in Eukaryota, Metazoa, Chordata, Mammalia, Primates, Cercopithecidae. The record is from RefSeq and is a predicted model, not a curated record. Gene Ontology annotation, molecular function: fibroblast growth factor receptor binding; growth factor activity. The transcript has 3 exons. Gene Ontology annotation, biological process: fibroblast growth factor receptor signaling pathway; positive regulation of protein phosphorylation; cell differentiation.